AUGUCAAAAUCUAGUGGAAAUGUAAUUGACCCGGUUGAUUUAAUAGACGGGGCAACUCUUGGCGAACUUCAAAAGAGAUUAGAAGAAGGUAACUUGGCUAAAGAAGAGGUGGAAGCUGCCAAAGAAAAACAAAAGAAAGACUUUCCCAACGGUAUACCUGAAUGUGGUGCUGAUGCUCUUCGGUUUGCACUCGUCUCUUACACUGCUCAGUCUGACAAAAUAAACUUGAACAUUCGCCGUGUGGGUGGUUACCGUCAAUGGUGUAACAAGCUAUGGAACGCAGUCAGGUUUGCGUUGAUAAGACUCGGCGAUGGUUAUUCCCCUCCUCUGGCUUUAAGCCCUGAAACGAUGCCGUUGAGCUGCCAAUGGAUUCUCUCUGUGCUAAACAAGGCCAUAUCUAAGACGGUGGAGUCACUGGAUGCAUUUGAGUUUUCGGAUGCAGCCAACACGGUUUAUGCAUGGUGGCAAUAUCAGUUUUGUGAUGUGUUCAUUGAAGCUAUCAAGCCUUAUUUUAGUGGUGCUGGUGAUAAUAAUAGCCUAGAGAAGGCUCAUGCGCAACAUACUCUAUGGGUAUGUUUGGAGACUGGUUUGAGACUGCUUCACCCGUUUAUGCCAUUUAUUACUGAAGAGCUAUGGCAACGGCUGCCUUCACCUAAGAGCUUUGAAAGAAAGGCUUCUAUUGUGAUAUGUGACUAUCCAUCUACUAUAGAGAAUUGGACUAAUGAGAAAGUGGAGACUGAAAUGGAAACUGUUUUAGCGAGUGUGAGGUCUCUGAGGGCACUCAGGGAUGAGUUGCGGGGGAAACAGAAGAACGAAAAGUUACCUGGUUUUGCUAUGUGUGAAAACAACUUAACAUCCGAGAUUGUAAAGUCUCAUGAGUUGGAGAUUAAAACACUUGCAAAUCUAUCGUCCUUAGAGGUUCUGUUGAAGGGAGAACACUCAGCUCCAGCUGGUUCUGCAGUUGAGACGGUGAACGAGAACCUCAAGGUGUAUCUCAAAGUGGACAGAGCUAUUAACGCAGAAGCUGAACAAGAAAAGAUCAGACACAAGAUUGCUGAACUACAAAAACAAAAGGAGAAGUUACAGAAGAUGAUGAGUGCGUCAGGGUAA
Molecule: messenger RNA, 1110 nt
Organism: Eruca vesicaria subsp. sativa (arugula)
Lineage: Eukaryota; Viridiplantae; Streptophyta; Magnoliopsida; Brassicales; Brassicaceae
Source: the annotation of a GenBank genome assembly